AUGGAAAUGAUGAAAAACGUGGUGGGUAAUACCAGUGAUAUACCUUCAAAUACUUUAGAUUUUGUGGACCUUCAGGAGGCAGUGCUUGCAGUCCAAGAUACCUAUAAGUUACAAGAGGUUUCUAAUGGCUUUCCUGAUAACAUAGCCAAUGUCUCCCAUGUGAAUACUGUUACACACAUCUUGCUUUUGAAUAUGGCAAAAUGGAAUUGCUCAUUUAUCGCUGAACUUCAACGGGACUUCUCAUUUUUAAAAAAAGUCGCUGGAUCCUUAAAUUGCGUGAAAUGCGACAAGUGUACAGCCGAGUUUUCCGUAAGUCAUGGUGGCCGAAGCGAUGUAAAUGAUCAUUUAAUAACUGCCAAACAUAGAUCAAGUGAGGAAGCUGCUGCAAGUUCAUCUAAAAUCACCCAAUUUUUCAAAAAUUAUGACGGAGGAGACACAGAGCUGGUAAUAGCUGCUAAAGAAGCAAUAUUCGCUUUCCAUACUGCCAAACAUGAUUUAAAUUUAGAAAGCCUUGUCGUAAAAAUUUACAAAAUAUUUUUACAUUUAUACCGUACGGUCACUCAAUUAAAAGAAUUUUGCACAUUAGUAAAUGUUGAAUACAAAAAACUACUGUCACACGGAAGUACUCGAUUUCUUUCACUUUUGUCAGUGGUUGAGGGAAUAUUACAAAUUUUUGAUGGAUUGAAAUCGUACUUCCUCUCUCAAGAUCAAUGUCCACUUGCAAUAAAAAAGUUCUGUGACGACGAACGGGGAGAAUUGUACUUAUGAACAAAUUGUAUGGAUAAUGAGGAAUGCACGUUGACCCUUGACGGACGCAGUCUAGCUGGCGGAGCAAGUGCCAUUGCGAAAACUGCUAUCGAUGCUAAAACGCUCGUAAGAAUAGGUUUCAUCCUCCUCAUCGCAGAAUCAACACUCAUCUUUUGGUAUCGUUUUCAUCGCAUAAUCAACACUUUUAGUUUCUCCCAUUGA
Psylliodes chrysocephalus is the source of this 969-nucleotide messenger RNA. The record is from the annotation of a GenBank genome assembly. Lineage: Eukaryota; Metazoa; Arthropoda; Insecta; Coleoptera; Chrysomelidae.